Molecule: messenger RNA, 1728 nt
Organism: Malassezia pachydermatis
Lineage: Eukaryota; Fungi; Basidiomycota; Malasseziomycetes; Malasseziales; Malasseziaceae
Product: threonine ammonia-lyase
Exons: 1
Coding region: 1-1728 (575 amino acids)
Biological process (GO): L-threonine catabolic process
Molecular function (GO): pyridoxal phosphate binding; threonine deaminase activity
Source: RefSeq, a predicted model, not a curated record
AUGAGUAGCGAGACUGCCUCUGCGCCGUCGCUCUAUUUGCAUACACCUACCUCCUCGCCUGUGAGCGAAGAGUCAGAGGCUCUGUAUGAGAUCUUGCCGGCGUACCAUCGUCAAAGCGAUGGUACGCCCGAUUAUUUGCGUAUGAUCUUGGGUGCGCAUUUGUACGAUUUAGUGCGUGAGACCUCUUUGCAAACUGCGACGCGCCUCUCUUCGCGAUUGGGAUGCGAGAUUCUUCUUAAGCGUGAAGAUCUGCAGCCUGUAUUUAGUUUUAAGCUUCGUGGUGCGUACAAUAUGAUGCGCCAGAUGGAUGAGUCACUCAAGUGGAAGGGUGUCAUUGCGUGUAGUGCAGGGAACCAUGCCCAGGGCGUGGCGCUAGCCGGUGCGCACUUGUCGAUUCCAUGCACCAUUGUCAUGCCGCGUGGGACGCCAAGCAUCAAGUGGGAGAAUGUGCAGCGUCUGGGUGCGAAGGUUGUUUUCCACGGUGCCAACUUUGACGAGGCGAAAAAGGAGUCGCAGCGUCUCGCUAAACUGUAUGGUCUUACGAUGAUUCCUCCGUUUGACCAUCCCCAAGUUAUUGCUGGGCAAGGUACGACGGCCGUGGAGAUUUGCAACCAGACCGAUAUGGAGAAGGUCGACGCUGUGUUCUGCGCCGUCGGCGGCGGUGGGCUGCUGAGUGGUGUGGCCGCCUACAUCAAGCGCAUUGCGCCGCCGCAUGUCAAGGUAUUCGGUGUGGAAACGUUUGACGCCGAUGCUCUUGCGCAGAGUUUGGAGCAUGGUGAGCGUGUUGAACUGAACGAAGUGGGUCUGUUCAGUGACGGCACAGCCGUGCGCUUGGUAGGCGACGAAUGCUUCCGUAUUUGCAACAGCAAUGUGGAUGGCAUUGUGCGUGUAUCGAACGAUGAGAUCUGUGCAGCGAUUAAGGACGUAUUUGAAGAUACGCGAGCGAUUACGGAGCCGGCAGGUGCGUUGGCUGUGGCUGGUACGAAGCGGUACAUUGCUGAGAAUGGAGGCGAUGUCGCUGGCCGUCGUUUCGUCGCGGUGGUGAGCGGUGCCAACAUGAACUUUAACCGCUUGCGCUUUGUAUCUGAGCGUGCGGAGCUGGGUGAGAAGCGGGAGGCGAUCCUCUCUGUGACCAUCCCUGAUGAGCCGGGCAGUUUCUUGAAGCUGAGUGAGCACAUUGUGCCUCGUGAUGUGACUGAGUUUUCGUACCGUUUCAGUGGCUCGAAGUAUGCGCAUAUUUUCACCUCGUUCGUCCUGAAUGGUACCGUUCCGACCUCCGAUGAGAACCCGCUGAUGGCUAGCGUCGAGUCUUUGCCGAAGAAUGGCAUGUCGCUGCGUGACUUGGAGCUCCAAGGCAUUAUUAGAAACCUGAACAUGGCCGGCAUGAAGGCUGUGGAUAUUAGCGACAAUGAGUUUGUCAAGGCACAUGGCCGUUACAUGAUCGGCGGUCGGGAAGCGGUGCCGCAUGAGCGCUUGUUCCGCUUCCGCUUCCCUGAGCGUCCUGGUGCGCUGCAGCAUUUCCUUGUCGGUAUUGAUGCCGGGUGGAACAUUUCGCUUUUCCACUACCGCCAGGAAGGCGCUGAUAUCGCCCGUGUCUUGGCUGGUAUUCAGGUACCGCCUGACACAGAGGCCCGCUUUGAUCAGUUCCUCCACGACUUGGGGUAUGCAUACCACGAAGAAACCGACAACCCCAUCUACCAGCUGUACCUCAGGGACGACAGCGCGUAA